This is a messenger RNA of Amaranthus tricolor (Joseph's coat), 1541 nucleotides long. Its product is annotated as NAC domain-containing protein 90-like. Gene Ontology annotation, molecular function: DNA binding. The record is from RefSeq and is a predicted model, not a curated record. NCBI's taxonomy places the organism in Eukaryota, Viridiplantae, Streptophyta, Magnoliopsida, Caryophyllales, Amaranthaceae. Gene Ontology annotation, biological process: regulation of DNA-templated transcription. The coding region runs from base 192 to 1076 and encodes 294 amino acids. The transcript has 3 exons.
AUUUAUGAAUUUCCACAAAACGUGUAUGAAUGCUACGUUACAUCGUGUUUUUUAUCAUGAUUCUUCCUUGAAAAUUCCACACCAUUUUUUAAGUCUUUGUAAUUGUUUUUCUAUUUAUUUAAAGUCAUCAAUCAAUUUGGACAAAAUAAUAUUUUCAUAAAAUCAUAACAAAUUAAGGUAAGAAAGAAAAAAUGGCUAACAAAGAAUAUGAAGAUAAUGAAAUAAUGGAAGUUCCUGGGUUUAGAUUUUAUCCAACAGAAGAAGAAUUAAUCUCGUUUUAUCUUCAACAAAAGCUCCAUGGAGGAAGACCCGAUAUUGAUCGGGUUAUACCCGUGGUUUAUAUCUAUGAUUAUAAUCCAUGGGAUCUACCAAAAUUAUCAGGAGAUGGAUGCAAGAGUGACCCACAACUACAAGAAUGGUUCUUCUUCAUACCAAAGCACAAGAAAGAAGCAGCAGGUGGACGUCCAAACCGACUCACCGGAAACGGGUACUGGAAAGCAACUGGGUCACCCGGAUACGUUUAUUCUUCUACUGAUAAUAAAAUGAUAGGAUUAAAGAGAACUAUGGUUUUCUACAAUGGACGCGCUCGUAGUAGAUCAGGAUCUAAAACUGACUGGAAGAUGAAUGAAUACAUUGCUGCUUCUUCAACUAAUCCUUCUCAAAAAGGAGACUUUACGGUAUGCAGAGUUUACAAGAAAUCAAAAUGUUUGAGAGCAUUUGAUAGAAGACCAGCUGCACCACCACCCAUCAUCGGACGGCUUGUAUUAAAUCAUCAACUUGAUCAUCAUGAUUAUCAGCCAUCCUCAUCAACUGAUCAUCAUCAUCAUCAAAAUCUCACAUCAAGGGUUGUUGAGAUCGUGAGGUCUAUCAAAUGUGAAAGUUCUUCCUCAUCUGGGGAUAUUUCCAAUAAUAAUAAUAAUAAUAAUAAUAAUAUAUUAUCUCAAGGAUAUAAUAAUAAUAAUUAUGAGCAUGGAAAUAAUAAUAUUAUUAUGAACAUGGAAAUUGAUCAGCAGCAAACUGUAACUGUUUGGGAUGACUGUGAUUGGGACUGGACGAUGAUGAACUGGAAUUUUUGAAGAUUUUGACUUUAUUUUCUAACCUAUAACGAUAAGAUCGAAAGACCAUUCGUUAAAAGUUGUACUCCAUCUUAUUCAGCUUAUGUGUCCCAUUUUUUUUAUAGUCGAGUCACAUUAAUUGUUCCAUUUUUAUUUUUGGUAUGGGUUUUUAACUUUUAUGUCUUUAGUAGCUUUAUCCUAUUUUCAAUUAUACUCUCCACUACCCAUAUUAAUUUUCUUCCCUUACAUUAAAAACCAAUAAUACCACUCUCUUUCCUACCCUUAGGGUUCCACUUUUGACUCUCCUUAAAAUUCGUGAAAAGUCAAAUAGAAUUCUUAAGGUGAAUAGAAAAAGUAUUAUACAACAAUAUGAAGGAAGGUAUGCCAAAAUGUUAGAUAUUUUUUAUGAUGAUCGUAUUUUUUAUUAAUUUAGAUUGUUAUUUAAUCUUAAUGUAAAUUGUAAUAAUAAUUAAAUUUGAUGUAAAU